AACAGGCUGAACUGCUUCAAACUCAUAUUAGACCCGAGAGAAACUUUGCUGCCUGUACACUUUUGUUUUAGUGUCGUAAGGCAGUACAGCUCGGUGGAGGUGUUCUUAAGUUAGCAUGCCUGCUAAAGCAAAACAGCAUCGUGAAUGAAGAGAUUAAACAGAUAUAAAGGUUAUUAAACAUAAACAUUCACAAAAACACAAACGCCGUAUGCAAACCCUCAGUCGGCAGCAGUCCAGGAGUCAAUGCUCAUGCACUUUAUCAGGACAGAGAGUUCAGGGUUCAGAAUGCUGUUGUGAUUUGGAAAUGUCCAUCUCUGAUCGUCUGCAAUGCUGGACAUGCUGAAGGCCCCAUAUUGUGUGUCAUUUGUAAAUAUGAGACAGCUGUUAAAACAAUGCAUGCAUGGUCCAAGUCUGCUGCCACCCUGAAGCUCAUCAUGGAUGUUUCCAUGUCUGUCUUAAGCGUGAGGGAGUGAACCUGUGGAUAUCUGAGCAAGAUGGAAGACGACAUGGCUAUACAUUGGGAGACGGUAGAGGAAAGCACUGACUGUGGUCCGGCCAUUGUUUCUCUGGCCAGUCCGGAUCAUGGAAAUGACAGGGACCCGCCUCAGGGACCUGAGUGUGAACAUGAGGCGUAUGAUGAAUUUGAUUGUGAAUUCCCUGAGGAAGACUUUGAUUUGGAAGUAGAUGAGAAUGAAGAACAAAACACCACGACUAAGGAUCAGGUGGAAGAUGGGAGUGCUGAAAAGGAGAAAUGUGAAAGAGGAGGGAAAAAUGAAUUGGAGAAUGAGUUGAGGGGCAACGCAGAGUCUAGAUCCCGCAGUGCUGGAAUCGGGAGGAAAGGAAAGGCCAAGAAGAGUGUCUUGGCGCAGGGGCCUUGUGAUCAAAUGCCAUCGUGGACGUCUUCCACGUCUCAUAAAUCCUUCUUUGCACCCUCCGGGCCCAGCAGAUACAAGCAGGUGAAGCGACGGAGCCAACAUCUGCACAAUCACAGCCGUGCACGAAGGAAAAACGGGAUCCAGCCGUUGGUCAUGGUGUGUCGGGAUUUCCUGGCGGAAUUUGUCAGCCCCUGGUGCAUUUCCUGCAUCCAUAUGGUUGUCGAACUCAUCAUCUCUUUGACCCACCGCUGUGGAGUUGCUGUGGAAUCGUCUGGAAUCGCGCUAUAUGACUUUGGAACACGCAUGCUUUGCAAGGUCACAGAUAUUCCAGGCUUGACGCAAGAUGUGCGGCGCUUCCUGGACUGGAGCUGGUGGUCAGCUGUAGCUUUAAUAGAAGGCAUCGGCAGGACUUUGUGUUGGGCUCGGCACGCUCUUCUUUCCAGUUUGAGAUUUGGUGGUGCCACGCUAAACACAGGCUCUCAGAUGAUGAGGCGUGUCGUGGGAAGGCUGGCGGGAGAGAGGGGCAGGAAAUGGUGGCUUGCCCUCCAAAGCAGCAGGGUUUGGAGGAAAGUGUCGGAUCUGACCGUGAGGAUUCACGGGUGUUUCUUUAAACAAGGUGGCAUGAAUGAAAGCUCAAAUCCAGAGUCUCCCAACAGGGGGGCAGACAAGUGGCAACCUGGUGAAGAGCUGCAGAGACUGCUGGCACUAUCCAAGAUCCCUGAAGAGGAGUUGGACCCAUUUAACGUUCUUGGAGUGGAUAUUCAUGCCACUGAAUCUGAACUCAAGAGAGCUUACAGGCAGCUGGCAGUACAGGUUCAUCCCGACAAAAACAAGCACCCAGGUGCUGACGAGGCCUUCAAGGUGUUAAGAGCAGCAUGGGACAUCGUCAGUAACCCGGAGACACGGCGAGAGUAUGAACUGAAGCGUAUGGCAGCUACAGAGCUUUCGAAAUCCAUGAAUGAGUUCCUGACCAAACUACAGGACGACCUGAAAGAAGCCAUGAACACAAUGAUGUGCACUAAAUGUGAGGGCAAGCACAAGCGCUUUGAGAUGGACCGUGAGCCUGGCGAGGCCCGAUUCUGUGCUGAAUGUAAUAAAUGGCACAGUGCCGAGGAGGGAGACUUGUGGGCUGAAUCUAGUAUGCUGGGACUGCGCAUCACGUACUUCGCCUUUAUGGAUGGCAAAGUCUUUGACAUUACUGAGUGGGCAGGCUGUCAGCGUAUAAGCAUCUCUCCAGACACACAUCGUGUGCCAUAUCAUAUCUCUUUUGGCUCUAAAGGUAGCAGCGGCCCCAGCCGCCACAGAUCCGCGCCAGAUCACGCAGCAGGUGGCGGCUCACCUGCGGACCUGCAGGACUUCUUCAGCCGCUUCUUCCAGGGCGGAGCUCCCAGUGACGCGUCUAACGGAGGCUUCUUCCCAACGGGAAACCCGCCGCCUCCUGCCUCUGCAGCAGCUGCAGGGACUGCAAACAUGUUUUCAGGGUCGUCUCCACAAACAGGGUUCUUUAGCCCAGGGGCUCAACGGAGCGACCCCAGCGAACACUGGACUGAAGGAGGAAAACCCCCGCGCCGGCGCAAGAAAGUUCGCAAGCCAUUCCAGCGCUGAGAAACGUAAAAUUACGCAGAGGUGGAGCGCUGUCUGUUGCCAUGCUGUGACAAGAUAUUGGCCAACUAGUGCAUCAAAACGAAGACAAAAUCUUUUGGCUUCGUUUGAACAUUCAGUGUUGGUGCUUUGAAGCUUCCUGAUACAGAGUGAAAUGGCAUUGAAUUUCGUCGAGGAGCAAGCGAAGAGAGAUGCAAGAAGAAGAUCUUGCCGUUUCAUGUUUGAAGUUCUUUUUUGGUUUUUUUUUAUCUCGUUUUGACACAAAUUAAUGUACGUUCAAGCAUUUGAAAUCACACUCUUUCAAGAAACAAGGACUCGUGCGUAGAGACUCCUGGUGUAUCUGAAGAAUAUUUGACCCGACAUUAAAAAUGGACUAUUUACUCACCAUCAUGCAGUUCCAAACCUUUAUGCCUUUUGUUUUUUCAUUGGAUUUUCUCACAGCACAAGAACAGAAAAUACCCAACAUCGUAAAAGUAGUCCAUGUGACUUAUGUUUUCAGAUGUCUUGGAAUAGCUUUGUGUGACGACCCAAACUCAAGCUGGUCUCUGAUCAUGUUCUUCUCCUUCAUAACUAUCAAAUUUGGCCCAGGUUUAAUGCAAAGGUCAUGGGUUACAUGACAACCAAUGGUGUUUAGGGAGAGAGAGGUCAAAGCGUUUGUAGUCGGAGUUUCAGUGAAUAAUAACUUUGCUUUUGAACUGCAUGAAGAUUAUAAAGAUUGUCCUUUUGUGUUCCUCUGGGGGAAAAAAAUCACAGCAUCAGAGUUUGGAACAAUGUGAGGGUAGCGAUGACCCGUUUUUACCCAGUUUUACUUUAAAAAUGUCUCUUUUUUUGCCAGGCUUGAAUCUGAUGGAAAAUGUUGGCGAUGUGGCUAAAUGUUUUGCGAUACGAUCACAUUAGGAUUAAUGUAUAAAUCGCACACAGACCUCAGGGAUGACUUUCUCUUCAUCUGCUACUAGUAAGAGAACAGGAAGAACAUGUAGCUGAGAUUUCCCAAUGUUCCUGGGCGUAUCAGCUCAUGAGAUCCUGAGGAUACCAGUUAUUCAAGCCCCAGAAUUCAACAGUUCAACAUUAAAACCAGUUUGUUUUCUUCAGGUGGAUAGUUGUUGUUGUUUUUUUUUGUUUUUUUUGUUUGUUUUCUUCAUUGUUUAAAUCACUCAUAGAUUUACAAAUAUUUUAAUUAAAAAAUGACAGGAUAUGGGUUAGUAUUCUUGAGAUGGAUCAACUGCUCACAUGAAACUUUGAAUCAGAAGAUGGAAGAUUCUAGUGGGAUUUUCCCAUCAAAUGCUCUGCCUGCUUCAUGGAUCUGUUGACUUGUUCGCUUUAGGUUUUGCUGGAGCUGCAGGAGCCUCCGUAGUAUUGUCAAAAGUACCGACUUCUAUACCAAGUCGGUACUGAAGUUUUAAAAAUGUGACUCUUUGAGCGCUGUUGAACAGAUUCAUAAAUACCUCUGAUUGGCCAGUGCACUCAACAGAUAUGUCUGUGAUUGGCUACAAUGAUCAACGUAACUGGAGCGUUUAAAAGCACACAGAAGCGUUUGAAUUUGAAAGCGUUUUGACUGGUCAGCUUUCAAACGAUCUCGUGUAUAUCUGUGUAAGCGCUCCGUGAAGAGCGUCAUUGAUGUCUGUUUACAUGUUUUUGAAGCGUUGAUCAUUGUAGCCAAUCACAGACAUAUCUGUUGAGUGCGUGAACACAGUGGCCAAUCAAGUGUCUACGAAUCCGCUCAAAGUGUCAUAUUUUUUAAAAAUUUCAGUAGUGACUUGAUGCCCAAGUCGAUAAUUUUGACAACUCCAAUGUGCAUUAUAUUUAGAGUGAGAAAAAACACAUCAAAAUUUAAGAUACUUAAAGCACAAAUGAAAUCGUGUAGACCUUAGAUGUCUGCAUGCAUAGAUUCUGAAGUUAAGUUUAAAAAUGGGUUUUGAUGUGAAAAUCCCAGAGCCUCCCUUUAAGAAGUACAGUUUUAAUUUUUGACCACUUCUUAACACUCAGGAAUCAUCUUAAAAGAUUAUUUCAUUCAUCUGCCAACAGAUUCAUUAGUGUCCAAACCUGAUGUCUUUGUUCAGUUUUUUUCUUUUUGUUUAUCUUUACAGUAGGCCCAAUAUUCGUUAAGACAUGGACAGCUUUGCCUCUGUUCAGCUGAAACAUACCAAUGCAUGUGUGUUCAGGGUCAUGUGUUCAUGAGUCAGAGAUGCUUUCAUGUUCAGUUUUAAUUCUGUUAAAUGCGCUUGUUUAACUACAGUCUUUAAAGGAAAUGAUCAAUUCCAAGAAUAAAGCGAUUUGAAGAGGCUGUACUUUCCAGAAAUUAAA
Messenger RNA from Megalobrama amblycephala (Wuchang bream), 4781 nucleotides. It is a transcript of the gene dnajc14, whose product is annotated as DnaJ (Hsp40) homolog, subfamily C, member 14. Bases 495 to 2480 code for a protein of 661 amino acids. The transcript is spliced from 8 exons. Gene Ontology annotation, molecular function: dopamine receptor binding. Lineage: Eukaryota; Metazoa; Chordata; Actinopteri; Cypriniformes; Xenocyprididae. The record is from RefSeq and is a predicted model, not a curated record.